AUGGCUUCCAUAAUGGGCUGGUGGGCCGUCGGCCAGCUCCUCAAGCGAGACACGACCGACGCAGACCCAGACGACGAACCCGAGGCCGGCCAAAAGGAAAUCUUCACAUCGUGGGCCUUGUCCAUUCUCAUCGUCCUGCUCAUCAUCGCCCUCUUUACCAGCUACAUCCUGCAUACACGCAAAAUACAGGCCGUCCAUGAAACCGUCUUGUCCAUCUUUGCUGGAAUGGUCGUUGGUCUCAUCCUCCGCCUGACAGCAGUAGCAUCCGUGCGGGAUGCCGUCAGUUUUGACUACCAAAUGUUCUUCAACCUGCUGCUGCCUCCCAUCAUCCUGUCGGCCGGCUACGAAUUGCACCAAGGCAACUUCUUUCGUCAUAUCGGCACUAUCCUUACGUUUGCCUUUGCAGGCACCUUCAUCUCUGCUCUAGUCCUCGGCCUCAUUCUGUUCCUCUGGACCAGGAUCCCUCUCGAUGGCUUCAAGAUCAACUUUGUCGAGGCCAUGUCCGUGGGCGCCACUCUUUCGGCCACGGAUCCCGUGACUAUUCUUGCCAUCUUUGAUACGUACAAAGUAGAGCCCAAGCUGUACACGCUCAUUUUUGGCGAGUCAAUCUUGAAUGAUGCUGUUGCUAUCGUCUUGUUUGAAACCGCACAAAAGUACAAGGAUGGCGCAGAGUCGCUGGGUAUACUCAGCUUGUUCGAGGCCUUUGGCAUUUUCUUUGGUGUCUUCUUCGGUAGUCUGUUUAUCGGUGUUACGGUCGGCAUUGCCGUCUCUCUAAUGCUCAAGUUCACCUAUGUCAGACGCUUCCCCAAGACGGAGAGUUGCCUGAUUAUUCUCACUGCAUACUUGACAUACUUUAUGUCUAACGCCAUUCACAUGUCGGGUAUUGUCUCGCUAUUAUUCUGCGGCAUAUGCAUGAAACACUAUGCUUACCACAACAUGUCAAGGCGAACACAGCUCACUACCAAGUUUGUCUUCCAAGUCACGUCACAGAUUUCAGAGAAUUUUAUCUUCAUCUACCUGGGACUUUCGCUCUUUACCGAUGACAAGCUUGACUAUAAGCCUCUGUUUAUCCUCAUUACCGUCGCUGGUAUCUGCGCGGCUCGAUGGUGUGCCGUAUUUCCGCUUUCUAGAAUCAUCAACUCCGUGACCCGGUACCGCCAGCGCAGGCGUGGCGAAGAGCUCAUAGAAGAGAUUCCUUGGGCUCACCAGGCCAUGAUUUACUGGGCGGGUCUGCGUGGUGCCGUUGGUGUUGCGCUCGCUGCAGGCCUGACAGGUAACAAUGGCGAUACCCUACGAGCAACUGUCCUUGUUGUCGUCGUCUUGACCGUCAUCAUCUUUGGCGGCACUACCGCGCGCAUGUUGGAGAUCCUUGGCAUCCGCACCGGUAUUGUCGAGGAAAUCGACAGCGACGACGAAUUCGACAUUGAGGUCGUCAACGGCGGCACAUAUAGCCGUAAGCAAGGCCAAGGCUAUGGCCACACCCCGCGCCCCAGCCAGGGCGCCUUCACCCUCAACAACGUCAACAGCCAAGAAGGUUCCUACUCCAGCGGCUCCCGCAGCCGCAGCAGUCCCCGAACCCGUCCAAAUGGCGCCACCCGGCGCAACUCCAGCCACGUCCGCGCCCGCGACGGCGCAGACCAGGGUCUCCUCAGCCCCGGAGACAGCGCCUCAAAUGACGAAGACGACAUUGAUCUCGACCUACCCCCGAGCGCCCGCCGCUCCCCCAACCGCUCCUCAUCCCCACUUGCAGGCGCCUCUCAGACCGUAUCACCGUACCCGACUUCUGGUCAUAAACCACCAGAAGGGCCGGGUAGAGUGGCUACCGCUACUGGUGCGGUGAAGCAGCUUAUUAGUGAAAUCAGCCACGAUCCUGCAAACGCCUUUAAGCAGAUUGAUGAUGGCUUCUUGAAACCGCAUUUGUUGCUUGAUCCCAAGGGUCCCGGUGGACCGAGCAACGUUUGA
Molecule: messenger RNA, 1962 nt
Organism: Bipolaris oryzae ATCC 44560
Lineage: Eukaryota; Fungi; Ascomycota; Dothideomycetes; Pleosporales; Pleosporaceae
Exons: 6
Coding region: 1-1962 (653 amino acids)
Biological process (GO): sodium ion transport; proton transmembrane transport; vacuolar acidification
Cellular component (GO): late endosome; fungal-type vacuole membrane; early endosome
Molecular function (GO): sodium:proton antiporter activity
Source: RefSeq, a predicted model, not a curated record